UGUCGCUGAUGCGCUACGCAUAGCAGCAUUUUUAACGAGCUGGCGCUGCACAUACCUUGUAGGCGGGUCGUUUGACGCGUAGCGAUUGGCUAUACAACAGCCUUCUCAAGAAGCGACUUCAUCCUGAUUAACAGUCUAACACCCUUCGGCAGCUAGUGGCUUACCGCAUGUUUCCUAGGACUGCCGUCUGAUCCACCGCUGUUCUCACUAGAUGUCAGUACAAGGCUGAUUGCUGCCUCAAAUCUGGCAUUCAGUCUACCGGUUCGUCCACUGUUAUGCGUCCUAACCACUCGCACAGCGGCAUGUCGUGGACUCCGGUGGACUUUACCUGUGUUCGCUACUCAGCAGUGGAGGGCACACACUAUUUCCAUGACUCCGCUUUUCCUACCUCGAUACAAUUCUUGUUGUCGGGUCGCUGGGAGCCUUGGGACGUUAGCUACGUAAACAAGGCCCAGGAUCCAGAUGUCCGACGCGUCGCGGAAGAAGCAGAAUUGCGACUUGUUCGGGAUCCUUACUCUGGAUAUACUCCAUGGCCAUCUCCGCCUCCCUCUUCCACAGGUCCUCCCCCACUAGCCCCAUUGCACGGCCACAACCCGUCUCUACCAAAUGUCAACCAAACCACAGGAGCGGGCCUCAUGACACCUUCCCCAUCUACGGUAGUCGAGCAUGCUCCUCCAGGAUCGCCACGAGAUCACAGUACGCCUUCAUCCGCGACAACUGCAAACGUCUAUGCCUCUCCAUACGCAUAUCAACCUACCGCGCCGAUUGGUUCUACUACAAUGCCGCCAGAAUCAGCCCCUACCGCCCAGACAGCUCUGGAAAAUAAUACUCACCCAGAUCACACUAAUGCGCAUCCACCGUCUUCACAGUACAUCGAUCCUGCUCUCCGUGAUCAAUCAGCAAACCCAAUACCAGCACCACAAGCGAUUCUCUCGAGGACGAGAGAGACAAAGAUCCUGCUCUCGAUCGACGGCGACGGAAUUCGAGGACUGUCUGCUCUCCUUUUAGUCGAAUCGCUGGUGAAUGCGAUAUGUAUCAAAGUUGGACAGCGCCUCGACAGCCAUCAGAUCUUUGAUUUGACGGGUGGCAGUUCUCUUGGUGGAAUAAUAGCCAUCAUGCUAUGUCGGCUUCGAAUGCAAGCUCACCGAGCUAGAGAAGCAUAUAAGCAAAUUGCCAAACAAGUGUUCGAGAACAAAAGAGCUUACUUCAGAUAUCUCGACCCUCAUGCACAGGUAAAAGAUGUUGACGACAAAGCACUGGAGCAAGAGAUCAAGAACGUGAUUCAGAAAGAGCUAGGCACUUCAGACGAGGUACUCCUAGAUGGACGGCCAGACUCCGGCGAUGUUUUCGCAAUCACGACACAGAUGGAUAUCGGCACCAACAAAGCUGCUCUGAUACGAUCAUAUCAAACACGGCGCAUAACUGGACCGGACUUGGAACCAAACAUGCCCAUAUGGCAAGCGAUGAAAGCGACUUCAGCAGCCCCACGAUAUGUGCAAUCCGAGCCCGGCGUCCCGCAACGCUUCGUGAUUGAAAAAGGCCUUGUCGACCAUGGGACUACAAAGAACAACCCGAUUCGCGAUAUUCUAUACGAGUGUAGAAAGCUGUUCCGAUAUGCCAACGACAUGAUGAUCAUUGUCUCAGUCGGAACCGGCGCCGGUCUCGAUCGGAAAAAUGAAAUCCCUGAGAUGGCAAACAGCGUCGAGGAUAGGAAGGCCGAAGCAAGAACUUGGGGCGAGAAAUUUGAGGCCGAACAUGCGGCACUAAUGGAGCGGAACUGGAUGAAGUACUUUCGGUUCGACGUGACGGGACUGGAAGAUGUGCCACUGGAGGAGUGGAGUCACGAGGAUCUAAUCAAAGAAAAGACGUCGGCGUACCUGGCCCAGCCAGAGGUUGGACAGAGAUUUUAUGCGUGUGUCGACGCGAUAACGGCGUUACUGCUGAGCCCGCAGGGAAGGUAGCAAUGCACGACGAUGAAAUGUACGGUCCAGCUGUCCAACGGCAAAUAAGCCGUUAGCCAUAAUAAUAAUCUCGGUUCAUUCUGCCACAGUGUGCAUGCUGGACUGACCACAACGCCAAUGUCGUGGCUUGCCACUACCCUGUUGAGCUCCGGCGUCGUGUGCGUUUCAUCAGGUCCCCGCAGUACACCGCGGACCUGGCACGGCGUGAUGUCGCGUCAACCUUCAGUUCUCCUAUACUACCUCUUGCAACGUGUGGCAUCAUAUAUUCGAUGUCAAGCAGCGCGCCAGGCACACUGCAAUACAAGCGAAGCGUGAA
Messenger RNA from Alternaria alternata, 2277 nucleotides. Its product is annotated as FabD/lysophospholipase-like protein. The record is from RefSeq and is a predicted model, not a curated record. Gene Ontology annotation, biological process: arachidonate metabolic process. The transcript has 4 exons. NCBI's taxonomy places the organism in Eukaryota, Fungi, Ascomycota, Dothideomycetes, Pleosporales, Pleosporaceae. Gene Ontology annotation, cellular component: membrane. Bases 276 to 1961 code for a protein of 561 amino acids.